CACCGUGGGCAACAGUCUCCAACCAACGACUCUAGCGACAAAAGAAGCAGAGGCAAUCACCGUUUUUUCCUCAGUCGAAAAAGAAUCCUUGCGUUUCACAGAGAACCGAUGAUCCAUCGACGAGGCCACAAACAAAACCUAGAACAGGUGUCGCAACCGAUGCGAACGACAACAAAGGCAACAUCCAAGUCCUUCCCCGGUGGUAGUUCGGAGCACUGCCACCGCCCUGAGAAAAGCCGGGGAAGCAAGCACGCAAACACCAAUUUUUCAAAUACCACACGUCUGCUGGUCUUGGUCGUUCUGAUCUCGUCGGUGCUUUGUCCAACGGCUCACGCUGGAACUCUGCCCACGUCGUCGUCCUCACAGCUAGAUUCCACCAUCACAGUUACGGCAGAGAGCGAACCAAACAAUACCCUUCCAAACACACUCGAUCCUGAUACUUUUGAUGCGACCAUCACAGAGCCAAUCUUCAAUAAAAACGCAAAAUCAGGCAGGACGCUACGAACCAAUCAUGAUAGCAUCGCUGGAAAGAAACUUGCCUUCCUCACUGGCACUUCGAGGGGGGGAGGAGCGAGGGCAAGGUUGAAAGGAAUAAAAGUAGGCACAGCUCAACCCGCAGAAAAACAAGUCCCUUCUUUUUAUUGGGCCGUCCUGCACAACUGGCUCUAUUUCUUGUCGCUCGGGUUCAAUGCGGUGAACAUUCCGUAUCUGAUCCGCGAGGUCGUCGACGGUCCAAACCACAACGGCACACCUAGCCCUCGCUCCAUCGCCCUCAGUGGGAACGUUGAGGCCGUGGACAAGAUCCUAACUUUUGGGGGGAUUGCCUUUUUGUCGGCCCUUUCGGACAAGUACGGCCGCAAGCCAUUGAUCGUUUGGUCGUCCCUCGGAUUUGCCCUCACUAACCUGCUACAGGCCCUCAGCGGCUCGGUGUCUCCGUCUGUUACGACAUCUAUUCUAUAUCUAGCCGACUUUGUCGAUGGGUGUUCCUCCUGCAUGGGUCCAGUUUGCCAGGCCUACGUUGCCGAUUGCAGCCCCCCAUCCGGCCUGGCGUCCAACCUGGGAAUCUUUCAGGGACUCAGCAUCGGUGGUGCGUUCAUCCUGGCUUUUCCGAUCGGCGGCUUCAUCGGUAACAAGCACGGGCCAAAGCUGGCGAUUCGAAUGGCCGCCGGAUUCCAGUUACUCAACUGCCUCAUUGCCUUGAUCUUGACCCCCGAGUCGAAUUCGAAAGCCGGGGGCAAUGCCGACAAGAAGAUCCGCUUAUCGGAGGUCAAUCCCAUCACCGGGCUGCAGAAAUUGUUCGGCCUCGGAGGAAAUAACAGCGGACCCAGUGUGUCCCUGCUCCGGACUGCCUCCCUCGCGUACUUCUCCUUGUCACUGGCCCGCUGCGCACUCGAUGCCCAGUUUAUCAACUACACCAACUUGAGGUUUGGCUGGACGCAGGCUCAAUCGGGGCCCGUUCUGGUAAUGGUGGGACUGAUGCUGGCGAUCGUUCCGCGGAUCGUGGUCCCAAGGAUCGGCCUACAGAGAUCUAUCAACUACGGGCUGAUUGUGUACGCGCUCGGAUUUUGCGCCGCCGGGCUGGUUUCGCAGCCGGCCCAUUUUGUAGGGGCGAUUGCGGUCAUAGCCUUUGGCUGUGGUACGUACGAAGCAAUUCAGUGCAAUCGAAGUUCGAGUUUUUGUGGCGGCAUAGUUUCUUCCGGAAGCACGAAGCAGAUGACGUUAUCUUCUGCAUCAUGCGCUUGAUACUACAUAACUCGGUACUAACUCUUUCCAUCCCUUCCAAUUUCAUUCCUUGUUUUUUUGUGGCAAAAAUCGUUGCAGUCGCGAUCCCCGCACUGCAAGCAUUGCUGGCAAACCUGGCCCCACCCGGAGAAUCCGGUGCCCUGCUUGGAGCGGUUGGGUCACUAACAGAAUUGACGGGUGCGAUCGGUUCCUCCAUGUACGCGACGCUGGUUGCGACGUUUGCCGUUCCAUCUUCUACAAGUGGUGUAGAUCCCGAAGGAGUGUUGGAACCGCCAUCAUUUUUCUGGUCGGGUGUCUUGCCAAACGUCGACAGCAUUCCUGGAAUGCAUUUUUUGGUGGGUGCUUGUUUCUGUUUGAUCGGUUGGGCAAUCUCAACUCCGGGAUUGAACCAGAACCGAGAUCAUCCCGCUUUGAAAACAGCCGUAGACAAGGAGUUGCUAUCGGGAUCAGCAUCGUAGUGACUGGGGUCAAAAAUGUGUCUAGAUGAAACAUAGAACAAUACUUUGUAUGUAUUGAUAUAUUAAGACGGAGAUAAUUUUUCGACUCAAAAACAAAUGCUUUGGCAUUUUGAUCGAAACAUUCCAUUAUGUUUCAAUUCGUUAAUUUUUCACAAAAAUCAAAAACUAAUACCAUG
Messenger RNA from Pseudo-nitzschia multistriata, 2377 nucleotides. The record is from the annotation of a GenBank genome assembly. NCBI's taxonomy places the organism in Eukaryota, Bacillariophyta, Bacillariophyceae, Bacillariales, Bacillariaceae.